This is a messenger RNA of Pongo pygmaeus (Bornean orangutan), 789 nucleotides long. RefSeq lists its product as uncharacterized. The record is from RefSeq and is a predicted model, not a curated record. Lineage: Eukaryota; Metazoa; Chordata; Mammalia; Primates; Hominidae. The coding region runs from base 1 to 789 and encodes 262 amino acids. The transcript is spliced from 2 exons.
AUGACCUCCUUCCCCGGGUCUCCAGCUGCACGGCACUCGAAUUCGGACAUGACCUCCUUCCCCGGGUCUCCAGCUGCACGGCCCUCAAACUGGAACAUCGGCUCCCUGCCGGUUCCCCCCUGGGUCUCCAGCUGCACCGCCUCAACCUGGAACAUCAGCUCCUCCCCGGGUCUCCAGCUCCACGGCCCUCAACCUGCAACACCAUCUCCCCACUGGGUCCCCAGAUGCACGGCCUUCAAACUGGAACAUCAACUCCCCACCGGGUAUCCAGCUGCACAGGCCUCAAACUGGAACAUUGGCUCCCUGCCAGGUCUCCAGGUGCACAGCCCUCAAACUGGAACAUCAGCUCCCCGCCAGGUCACCAGCUGCAUAGCCCUCAAACUGGAACAUCAGCUCCCCACUGGGUCUCCAGCUGCAUGGCCCUCAAAUUGCAACAUCGGCUCCCAGCAGAGUCUCCAGCUGCACGGCCAUCAAACUGGAACAUCAGCUCCCCCGUGGGUCUCCAGCUGCACAGACCUCAAACUUGAACAUCAGCUCCCCGCCAGAUCAUCAACCGCAUGGCCCUCAAACUGGAACAUUAGCUCCACCCCUGGGUCUCCAGCAGCAUGGCCCUACAACUGGAACAUCAGCUUCCCCCCGGGUGUCCAGCUGCACAGCCCUCAAAUGGGAACAUCAGCUCUCUGCCGGGUCUCCAGCUGCACGGCCCUCAAACUAGAACAUCAGCUCCCCGCUGGGUUCAAACUGUUCCAGUUUGAGGGCCAUGCAGCUGGAGACCCGGUGGGGACCUGA